AUGUUGACGCCAUUCUUUUGCAGGGUGAGAUCAUUUUUUUUCACUCGUUUGCAAAUGUACAACAACAACAACAACAGUACAGGGUUUUUCCGGGGAUUAAUUUCAUGUCCGGCGGCUCGAUUUUCCGAGGCAGAUGUGAGUACUGCUACGAUUAGGGGUUUGUGCAACGACCUGACUGAUCAAGAACUUGAAAUACAGGAGCUCGAGAAGAAGAUCUGGAAAGACAAACAGCGUUUAAAGCGGCUCAAGGAGAUGUCCAAGAUCAGUAUAGAAAGAAGAUUGUUGAAGCAGCCUGAUGAUGAUCCAGAGGAGCAAGAACAGUCGAGUAGGAGACUGAUGUACCAGGCACAAGAUGGGAUCUUGAAGUACAUGUCUAAGUCAAUGGAGUUUUGUAACGCCCAAGGUUUCGUUUACGGGAUCGUCUUCGAGAACGGUAAAACCGUGGCGGGGUCUUCUGAUAAUCUCCGUGAAUGGUGGAAAGAAAAAGUCAGGUUUGACAGGAACGGACCAGCUGCUAUAGCGAAGUACAACAGGGAGAUGAAUCCUUCCGAACCUUUAGCCUUCUCUGGAGAAGACAACAAUGCUUCUGGUUUUCGUGUUCCUGGAACCGCUCCUGCAACGGAAGUUCUGUUCUCUGAGUCUGCAGAUUAUGAUGUUGAUGGAACUGUUGGAUCUCAUCUUCGUCUCAGUCCGCAUUACCCUGAGUUUGGCAACCACAUCAAUGGUGGUCAUAACAAGAGGAGGUUUGAAGGAGAGUUGGGUAUGUCACUGCAUCCGACAGUUCUAACUUGUGAGAACAGUCUCUGUCCUCAUAGCCAACCACACAUGGGGUUUCACGACAGGGUCUUAAGAGAGAAUCACCAAAUGAAUUGUCCUUAUAAAAAUCCCCAAGAGAGAGCCACUCCUCCCUAUUAUCAACCCACUAAAGUACCCUAUGGUAUGCAUCCUGGUUUAGUGGCUCCUCAUCCGGGUUAUAACCGGAGUUUUCAUGGAACCAAACCGGAGAAUCAAGCGGAAAUGCAGCAGGUUCAGAGCAUUCAUGAACAGUUUGAUCCAUCGAACAAUCUCUGCAGACCAAGAGGAGCACAAGGAGGAGGUAACAAUGAGUACCUCUCUGAUCACCGGUUCGGUCUGGUUGAUAAUUUGAGUCCUUCUACUUCGGCGAUGAAUCAUAAUCCUGGUUUAGUCUUACCUAAUGAAUACAAUGGCAAUGCGGGAACAGUAGGGAUGGAGAACAAUCUGCAGAAUCAAGAAGAAGACUUGGCCAUGUCUCAUUGGGUUGACUAA
Molecule: messenger RNA, 1287 nt
Organism: Thlaspi arvense
Lineage: Eukaryota; Viridiplantae; Streptophyta; Magnoliopsida; Brassicales; Brassicaceae
Source: the annotation of a GenBank genome assembly